AUGCCUUCGCUUUGGUAUUUUGCCAUCUUUGAUAACCAUCUGGGAAGUGGGAAUGCCGAAGACUUGAGCUUCGUAUGCUCAUUGACAAACUCCACCAGAUUAGAGUUCUUCGGAAUUGAUCGUAACGGACUCGGCGGGGCAUUGCCCAAAUGCAUAGGUAAUUUCUCGAUCGCUCUCAAGUGGUUCGGUGUGAAUGAGAACCUUAUGUUUGGUGAGAUUCCUGGAGAGAUUGGAAGUCUAGUCAACCUGGACCAUUUAAAUAUGUAUUCCAACAAGUUUUCAGGCGAGGUUCCCUCAAAUUUCGGGAAUCUACAAAAUCUAGGGGCAUUGCGCUUAAUCGAUAACAACCUGGGGGGGACAAUCCCAACUUCUUUAGGGAAUCUAACCAAGUUGAUCAUACUAAGUCUUGGUUGGAACAACUUUCAUGGGGAAAUUCCUUCACAUCUGUCAAAGUGUCAAUCUCUGCGGUCGCUUGAUCUUUCUAAUAAUUAUCUCAGCGGUACCAUACCCCCACAGCUCAUAGGUCUCUCCUCGAUAACAAUCAUUUUGAACUUGUCUCGGAACUAUCCGAGUGGGGUUCUACCCAUGGAAGUAGGGAACUUGAAAACUCUGACCAAGUUAGACAUCUCGGACAAUAUGUUGGUAGGUGAAAUCCCAAAUAGUUUAGGGGAUUGUACUGGAUUGACCUCACCGAGGAUGGGGGGAAACUUUUUCCGUGGGUCCAUUCCUCAAUCGAUCAAAUCGUUAGGAGGUAUUGAAGAGCUAGAUCUUUCACGCAACAAUUUAACGGGUCAGAUUCCGGAAUUUUUAGCAUUAUUUCGGUCCCUGAAACUUUUGAAUUUGUCUUACAAUAGCUUUGAAGGCAUGCUACCGCUUGAAGGAGUCUUUAAGAAUGCUACUGCGACUUCUAUUAUUGGGAACGAUGAGCUUUGUGGGGGAUUGCCAGCAUUUCACCUCCCCAAGUGCACCUUCAAACGCUCCAAGAGAAGAAAAAUCCAUAUAUUGGUAUCGUCGGCUUGUGCUACUUUUGUCAUUCUUGGAAUAGCUCUUGUUCUGGUUUUUCUAUAUCUUCGUUGGUUGAAGAAGAAAGUAAAAGAACCGAUUUCAACUUCCAUGGACGACUCAUGUCCAAACAUAUCUUAUCGAGCACUCUUAAAAGCAACCGAUGAUUUUUCUUCAAUGAAUUUGAUCGGUGUUGGAAACUUUGGUUCUGUUUACAAGGGGAUACUUAAGGAAAAUGGUACGACCGUUGCGGUGAAGGUGCUUCAUUUAGUGCAUCGUGGUGCUCUAAAGAGCUUCUUGGCGGAGUGCGAGGCAUUAAGGAACGUGAGACAUCGAAAUCUUCUAAAGAUAUUGACGGUUUGCUCGGGUGUUGAUCAUCAGCAAAAUGAUUUUAAGGCCUUAGUUUAUGAGUACAUGGAAAAUGGAAGCCUCGAAAGGUGGCUACACCCAAACCCAACACCAUCUCACAGGAAUGAGCCUACCCGGACAUUGAAUUUCUUUCAAAGGAUAAACAUUGCCAUUGAUGUCGCCUCUGCCUUGGAUUAUCUUCAUCACCAGUGCCACAUCCCCAUCAUACAUUGUGAUCUAAAGCCGAGCAAUAUCCUCUUAGAUGCUGAGAUGGUCGCCCAUGUUGGUGACUUUGGAUUGGCAAAGUUCCUCCCUGGAUCAUCCUCUAAUACCGUGACUAAUCGGACGAGCUCGGUGGGCAUAAGAGGAACAAUCGGUUAUGCUCCACCGGGUAAUCUCUUUCAAAGCAAGAAAGUUUAUUUAGGUAAAAGAUGUUGA
Rhodamnia argentea is the source of this 1788-nucleotide messenger RNA. Its product is annotated as probable LRR receptor-like serine/threonine-protein kinase At3g47570. The transcript has a single exon. The record is from RefSeq and is a predicted model, not a curated record. NCBI's taxonomy places the organism in Eukaryota, Viridiplantae, Streptophyta, Magnoliopsida, Myrtales, Myrtaceae. The coding region runs from base 1 to 1788 and encodes 595 amino acids. Gene Ontology annotation, biological process: protein phosphorylation. Gene Ontology annotation, molecular function: protein kinase activity; ATP binding; protein binding.